This is a messenger RNA of Phaethon lepturus (White-tailed tropicbird), 830 nucleotides long. It is a transcript of the gene RAB36, whose product is annotated as RAB36, member RAS oncogene family. The transcript is spliced from 10 exons. The record is from RefSeq and is a predicted model, not a curated record. Gene Ontology annotation, molecular function: GTPase activity; GTP binding. Lineage: Eukaryota; Metazoa; Chordata; Aves; Phaethontiformes; Phaethontidae. Bases 30 to 830 code for a protein of 266 amino acids.
AUCUGGUAGAAUUUAAUUGUAUUUGGAGGAUGAAGUCCAGCUUAACGUAUUUGGUUCCCCCAGUGAGUAGGGACAGAAUAAUCUCCCAGUUUCCCAAGUGGUACACACCUGAGGCCUGUCUGCAGCUCAAAGAGCACUUCCAUGCACAGGUCAAGACUGCUUGUCAGCAGAGCACGGGAACACUUGGGCUGAAAAUAUCCAAAGUGGUUGUGGUAGGAGACCUGUAUGUUGGGAAAACCAGCCUUAUCAACAGAUUUUGUAAAGAUAAUUUUGACCGAGACUACAAGGCGACCAUUGGAGUAGAUUUUGAAAUUGAACGUUUUGAAAUAAUUGGAAUACCAUACAAUCUCCAGAUAUGGGACACAGCAGGACAGGAAAAGUUCAAGUGCAUUGCAUCUGCUUACUACCGAGGAGCAGAGGUUAUAAUAACAGUGUUUGAUCUGGCUGAUAUCCAAACUUUGGAUCACACCAAACAGUGGCUAGAAGAUGCAUUGAGGGAGAAUGAGCCAGAUUCCAGCUUCAUCUUUCUGGUUGGAACAAAAAAAGAUUUGGUGUCAGAUGCUGUGUGUGAAAGGACAGAGCUAGAUGCCAUCCGCUUUGCCAAUGAGAUGCAGGCAGAAUACUGGUCAGUUUCAGCCAAAACAGGGGAAAAUGUCAAAGAGUUCUUUUCCCGAGUUGCUGCCUUGGCCUUUGAACAGUCCAUGAUAAAGCAGCUGGAGAAAACUGCUGGGCCCAUGGCCCGAAUUGGGGCAGGAAACCUCAUCAAACUGGAAAAAAACAUGAUGGAAAACCCAGAAGGCAACACUCAAGUCAGCCUGAAUUGCUGCUAA